AUGGAAUCGGCGCAAAGCCCGCGGCAUGCUGCCUCCAACCACGAGCCAGCCGACCAGAGCCGCAGGUCGCGGGGUGAGCGCCGCAGCUCCCGGCAUUCACGACGACGCUCGACUGCCUCCUCGUUGUCCGAACUUCCCAGCACGCAGGGUCUCAAUGUGGCACUGACCUUGGCACAGGGCACCACGAGCCCGCCGCGCUCAAAGCCGGCCUCAGAGACUAGCCGCAGAUCAAGCCGCAAAGCCAGCAUAUCUAGUCCCGGUUUUGCCCCUUGCUCGGCCUGUGGAAGCACCGCCUGGCCUGGCCACGCUGCCAACGAAUGCCUCAUGUGCGAUGGCAAAUAUGUGCUCUGUGCCAACUGCUUCCCGCCAGCCCCCGAUCAGCAUGAGCAUGACCAAGAUGCCUUUCUCGAUGGAGAUCCGCCCCGGGCCAGCACGGUGGCAGCUGUGGUUCCUGCUGCCAAUGCCACGCUGCCCCGGUCCCCCCCUCCUCACCAAGUCCUCGAGAGCUCCUCACAGAGCGAGAACCAGUCGAGUGAGGCAGACCUGGAGCAAGAACUGGCUGUCCUCCUAGGCAUAUCUCCUCCGCCCUCUUCUCUCGCAGUGACCCAACCCGAACCCACGUCCACACCCGACAGCACCCCGGUUGACGCGCAUGAGCUGGUCCAAGAUAGGAGAAGUGCCGACAACCCGAUGCCUGAAAUUUUGGCCCCGUCCAAAUCUGGUGGAGUGGACGACAGACCAGAUACCCUCGUGCGCAAGGCCAGGGCGGACAAUGACGUGUCCCGGAUAGGCCGCAUGAGCAGCAGCGAGCGCAUUCAGCGCGUCCGUCAGCGCAAGCAACGCGUGGAUCAGGCUGCCAAAGAAGCACUUCUGGCUUCCGUCUCGGCCACAGCUGAGCGGCAUCUGGCAGCUCAGACUCGCCGUGAGCAGAAGCAAGCGGCUAUUCAUGACAAUCUAGAUGCGCGCAUCGAAGCCGUUCAAGCACGCAAGGCGCAGUUGGAAGGCGCCCAUGCCGCACGUGUGUUGGCGGAGCUAUCUCAAAAAGAACAGCAGUUCAUCGCCCGGCAGCAGCAGCUUCAGCAGGAGCAACGGCGCCGCCAGCGCCAGCCAUCUUCCCCAGACCAACCCAGGCACCAGGCUCUGCACCCUGGUCGCUUUGCUGGCCACCCGGGUCAAUUGGGUCAUCGCUUCGCUGCCCCCAUACAAACACUGCCAGCGCCGUGGCUUCAGCGGGCCACUGACACAGAACGCACUGCUUCCACGGACGCCUGGCGUGCUCAGCGGGCCCAAUACUGGCAUGAUGUUGAUGUUCGCGUCCAUGCCCUCCAAAGCCAGCUCGACGCGCAUGCACCCUUUGCUGCUAGCCGCAACUUGGUGCAGGACAUGUCGAAUGUGGCCGUCUUCCUACAUGCCUGCCAGACACAAUAUGUCGCACGUGUUCUUGCCGAUGCGCUCGUUCCGCUUUCUUUAACCGAGGGCUGCAAUCUGGCUGGAGACAAUCUUGCACGAAACAGUGCCUCAGCCGUGCUAGACGAUAUCACAGAGGCUGCCCUCAUGACGACGGCAGCCUGGGAUCAAGUGCAGGAGCAACAAGCUAGCUCUCAGGCACAAGCUCUUCUGAUGCUCGUGACUCGCGCUGCCUUGACCACGGCGCAAACACAUGGGCCGUUCUUGUUACAUAACGCUACGCAGCUUCCCCCACAUCAAGGCCAUCUUUGCUUGCUCGGCGCUUGGCACUCAACCACAACCACAGCAGAUGUACAGGCAUGCGCUCUGGGCACGUGGCGUGACGGCUUGUGGCAUAUUGUUGCCACCCUUGAACCAACGCCACCUGCCCUGGAUUCAACCUGCCGGCACUCGCAAGCAUGGGCCUUACUAACACAGUGCAUCAAGAGACAUGGCACCGCACUCGAUAUGGCUUGGUCUGAGCCAGACACAGUGACGUCUCCAGGCGAACUUCCAGACACGGUAGUCGUUGAGGCCGGCACGCAACAGGCAACAAUGCUUAUCGUCAUGCUGGACUUUUCGUGUGCACAGCGGACUGCGGAUGGCACAAUUCAGAAUCUGCAGGCUCUUGAUGCCGUGUGGGCAUCACGAGCAGAGGCGAUUCAACUGGCUCAGCAAGGAGCUGAAAAGUUGGCCGGGGUUGCAUCGCCCACCGAAGCAAAGGCGCAAGCUGAGGAUCAACCCGUCACAGCGGCCAUCGAAGUAGGCGACGCCGUAACAUUGAAGGCGCCUGCCGAAACCCCUUUGCCUACUUCAGAGAUUCCCGUGGAAAUGGCUUUGAGAAAUUUAUUCCAAGCCUUUGUGGGGGAAGACACCGUCGCUUUCGCCCCAGACAUUUAUGUGCGCGUCAAAAUUUUGAUCGAUGCUUUUCGCAAAUGGGUAUCGGGCUUACCGCGAGACCACGAGCUUUUGGUUGCGCUCUCCGAACCGCAGUACGUGGGCUUGACGCGCCUGCCCAAUUUCAAAGGCGAGGAUCUUUUACCUUUCCUCGCACCACAUGGCGUUGAUCUCGUCAAGGCUCGGAAGCGCUAUCCCCGCGUGUCGGGUCGCCAUGUGCAUGGCGCUUUUUUUGUUGGGUGUGACCUGGCUUCAACCAUUACAUCAGAGCCCAAGCUCGUGGAAAAUUCACAAACUUUGAGCGCGCUGGUUCAUGAGGCUGCCCCCCUUGAAGCACUUGCGCAGGGAGAAGAACCGGGGUCCUCUUCCCCGGCUGCGUCAUUGGAGGCAGUUGCGGCCUCUUCUAAAACAGAGGCUGCCACACAGGUUGAGGGGCGCGAGUACACGGAUCUCCUUCGUCUUUUGGUGGAUGAUUUACAACACGCCGGCGUGGGAUUGUCCACGUCAACCCUUGAGGCGCUACAAACCCUUCCUGGAGCUGCUAGCGUGGGAGAGCGCGUGUGGGCUGUUUUGUCUCAGCACCGCAGUGCAUCUUCUUCCAUCAACACCCACCCACCAUUGACAUCGACCCCUUCUGAAGUCUUGCCCUCCCCACCUCCGGCCCCGCCCCCACCUCCACCUCCGCCCCCGCCUCCUCCUGGUGCCCCAGGUGCACCACCACCUCCGCCACCACCUCUGCCAGGCAUUCCCGGUGCACCACCACCUCCGCCGCCACCUCCGCCAGGCAUUCCCGGUGCACCACCACCUCUGCCGCCACCUCCGCCGCCACCUCCGCCAGGCAUUCCCGGUGCACCACCACCUCUGCCGCCACCUCCGCCAGGCAUUCCCGGUGCACCACCACCUCCUCCGCCUCCGCCAGGCAUCCCUGGUGCUCCUCCCCCUCCACCCCCAGGCAUCCCUGGUGCUCCUCCUCCUCCAUUAGGUGGACCCGGUGGCCUUGUGGCCAAACCAGUCGGUCCCCGCAAACCAGUCAUUCAGCCGGAGAAGAAAAUGCGACCAUUGUUUUGGAAUCGGAUCCUCCUCGACCCAGCCAUGCUGGCUACGGCCUCAACCCCGAUGCCACCAGCUCCGGUUCUUGGCGAAGCUAGCAAUGUCAAACCCGACAGCACCAUGGUGGAAGCCAACGAAGAUGACGGUUGCUUGUGGGUCAAACUCGAGGAAACGCCCUUUGACACCAACGAGUUUGAAGCAACCUUUAGCCAGAAGCCCAGCGCCACGCGCAAGACUCAAGAGGCCGAAGAUAAUGGUCAGCAAGGCAAGCCCAAGGCAGCUCGAACUUUCACUGCCUUAGAUGGCAAACGUGCGCAAGCCGUGGGUAUCCUGCGUGGAUCUAUCAAGCUUGACCCUGCUGCCAUCGGCUCGGCUCUCUAUGCCAUGGAUGAGAACCAAUGCAAGCUGGAGAAGAUCAAGUCCCUGUACGAGAAUCGUGCAACCGCUGAGGAGUUGGACUUGAUCAAGUCGCACAUCAACGGACCAGAUGCAGAAAAGGUGCCCCUGGCGCCUGCAGAUGAGUUUCUCCUCCGUGUGAGCGAGAUUGAUCACUUUGCGUUGCGAGCAGAAUGUUGGCUCUUUCGAGCCAACUUUGCCGAAAAUGCCCUCGAUUUGCAAGAACGUGUCACUGCUCUCGGCCGGGCCUGCGACCGCUUGCGAAGCUGCAAGGCCAUCCCGACCCUUUUGGGGCUUAUCUUGGCGCUGGGCAACUACAUGAAUGGCGGGACGAAGCGUGGGCAGGCUGACGGUUUUUCACUCAACAUUUUGACCAAAAUUCGCGACGUUAAAUCGCAGGAUAAUAGCUCAAACUUGCUCAACUACGUCGUCAAGGAAAUGGCUUCUCAGCCACUGACUGAUGAUGUGGAGGAGACGACCUGCCCUCUGCCUGACGCCUCUGUGUUUGCUGCUGCGCAGCAAGUCACUUUUGAGGACUUGGAGGGGGAUGUCACACGGCUCGAGCGCGAGCUUCAGGCGUGCAGUCGUAGGGUUGAUCGCAUCAUUUCCGAUGUGCAAGAGGAGGAACUCGUUCAUCCAUUCCAGGAACAGAUGGAGCGCUUUUUAGACAACGCCAAGGGGCUACUCAAAAAGGCUCGAGAGGAUCUGGGGCAUGCGUCGACAGCUUUCACGCGGUUGAUCAAGUGGCUCAUGUUUUCCACCAAUGGCGGGGGAACACCGACCCCGGCAGACUUUUUCGAGAUUUGGGCCACAUUUGUCGGUCAAUUUGAGGAGGCUUGGGCUGCUGAACAGAAGAUUCGAGCCCGCAAGAAGUUAGAGGCAGCUCAGCUCGCGCGGCAAGAGCAGGCUGGAAAAGCUCGCGUUCGCAAAGCGAAGGCUUCCGGACUCAAGUCCAAGCUCAAACGAAAGCUCAGCGCUACGCCCAUCCAGUAG
This is a messenger RNA of Monosiga brevicollis MX1, 4782 nucleotides long. RefSeq lists its product as uncharacterized. Gene Ontology annotation, molecular function: actin binding; microtubule binding. The transcript is spliced from 4 exons. The record is from RefSeq and is a predicted model, not a curated record. Gene Ontology annotation, cellular component: cytoplasm; actin filament. The coding region runs from base 1 to 4782 and encodes 1593 amino acids. Gene Ontology annotation, biological process: actin filament polymerization. Lineage: Eukaryota; Choanoflagellata; Craspedida; Salpingoecidae.